CCAAAUACAUUGCCAUGGCUGCGCCAUCUGAUUCUAACACCUCAAACUCAUUUCUGCAUCCAUUUUUCCAAGAAAGUUGUUACCCUGAAGAGCUAAGAGAAUCCAUCAUUUCACUACCCAGAGAGGAAUGUUGGGUCGCUCCUUAUAUAUACAACUACAAAGGGUUUUGGCUGGGUUCUAUUCACUUGUAUGGUGCUCUUAGAUCCCAACAACAAUUCCAGGCUCAACAUUCUGAUAUUAUACUAUGUUCCUUCCCUAAAUGCGGCACCACUUGGUUGAAAGCUCUAAUAUUUGCUGUGAUCACUCGAAAACAGUUCCUUGUGUCCCAAGAAACCCUAAACCCUUUACUCACAACAAAUCCUCAGGACUUAAUUCGCAACAUGGAACUUGCUUAUGCAAGAGAAAACAGCCCUGAUUUCAGUGUGAAUAAUGGGUUGUUUAGGGUAUUGUCUACGCAUUUACCACUAGCGUUGUUACCGAAAUCGGUAGGGGAAUCAAAAUGCAAGCUCAUUUAUGUGUGCAGAAGCCAAAAAGACACACUUGUGUCGUUUUGGCACUUCGUGAAUAAGCUAAGAGGGGAGGCUCGAGGCCUGGGAGCAAUACCGUUUCCACACACAUUUGACAAAUAUUGCAGGGGAGAAAGUAUGUAUGGGCCUUUCUGGGAUCAUAUGUUGGGAUACUGGAAGGAGAGCUUGGAGAAUCCUGGGAAGGUGUUGUUCUUGAAGUACGAGGAGAUUAAGGAAGAGCCUGAUGUUCAGUUGAGGCGAAUUGCAGCGUUCUUGGGGUGUCCAUUUUCUGAGGAGGAGGAAGAGGGUGGUGUAGUAGGUGGAAUCUCGAGACUUUGCAGCUUUGAAAGGUUGAGCAACUUGGAGGUUAACAAGACUGGUAAGAGCUAUUAUAGUCCAAAUAAUGUGUAUUUCAGGAAAGGCGAGGUUGGAGAUUGGAGGAACCAUCUAACAGAUGAAAUGGCCAUCAAACUUGAUCAAAUUGUUGAAGAAAAGUUCAAAGGGACAGGGCUCAAGUUGUGCUGAAAUUUCCCUUUUUACUAUUUUAGCUUGUUCUGAAAAAAUUGGUAAUAUAAUAAUACAACUAUAAGCUCAUAAGAUCCAUGAUUGUAUGUUGUAAUGUGUUCAAAUUCAUAUUAUGUAGUUUAAAAUAUUGGCUCUGAUAUGUAUGUAUUGUUGAGAACGGUUAAUUGGUGAUAUACCUAGUGUUAUAUAUAUGCCAAUGGAAAAAAAAAUCUACUUUCUUCUUGUGCUUUAAUUUGAUAAUGAUUUGUUUA
Ipomoea triloba (trilobed morning glory) is the source of this 1282-nucleotide messenger RNA. RefSeq names its product cytosolic sulfotransferase 5-like. Gene Ontology annotation, biological process: sulfation. Gene Ontology annotation, molecular function: sulfotransferase activity. The transcript has a single exon. Lineage: Eukaryota; Viridiplantae; Streptophyta; Magnoliopsida; Solanales; Convolvulaceae. The coding region runs from base 15 to 1031 and encodes 338 amino acids. Gene Ontology annotation, cellular component: cytoplasm. The record is from RefSeq and is a predicted model, not a curated record.